AUCUGAGUGAGCUUGAUCAAGAAUCAAGAGUUUCAUCAACUGCGUAGAUGAUGUGACUGUGUGAAACUCUGUUAAAAGUUGCUCGUAUCAGUCAUGGCCGUCAUCUGGUCACCAUGCCUCAUCCUGUUGUUGGCGCUGCUGACAACGUCUUGUCAAGCCUUUGUUUCUCCCGUACCUUUGCCCAAACAUGAAUCACCCGCUGUGUCUUUCGAUUGGGCUGGAUUGCAAUCUUCGACCGGCUUGAACUUCCGCAAAUGCUACGGUGGCUCCUUCGAGUGUGCGAGACUGACUGUGCCUCUGGACUGGAACGAUCCAAUAAACCCAAACAAUAUCUCUCUUGCCAUCAUCCGUCUCCCAGCCGUGGUGGACAGAACGGACAAGAACUUCGGUGGCACAAUCAUCAUCAACCCCGGCGGCCCCAGCGGGUCUGGGACGGAUACCCUAUUAUUAGGGGGGCGAUCUUUGCAGAAGAUGAUUGAUAGCGAACGGCAUUUCGAGAUCCUCUCUUUCGAUCCGCGAGGAGUCAAGUACACCACUCCCAACGUUGCGUGCUUCCAGGAUCAGUUAGCCAGGCAAGUCCAGGACGUUUUUAACGUUGCUGUGGGUGGUCUUGACGGCUCCGAAGAUGCGUUAAAUGUCAAAUGGGCAAUCAGUCAAAGCCUGGGGACAUCAUGUCUGGAUUCAGGCUCCUUUCCCGAUGGUUCCAAUAUACGUCAAUAUGUCAGUACCGCAUUGGUGGCGAGGGACAUGAUUGAGAUCGUCGACAAACUCCACGAGAACCUCAAAGCCGAGCUCAAGAGAACAAUGCGAAAUGCUGGAAUGCAGAAGCCCUUCGAUAGCGACUCGGCCCCAUAUCCCACCCUUCCACUUCUUAACUACUAUGGAUUUUCCUAUGGAACUUACCUCGGCAAUACCUUUGCCUCCAUGUUUCCUCACCGAGUUGGACGUAUGAUUCUGGACGGUGUGGUCGAUGCAGAUGAUUAUGCGGCUACUGGCUGGACGACUAAUUUGUCGGAUAACAUGAAAACUUGGACAGCAUUCUUUGAUGACUGCUUUGCAGCUGGUUCGAAAUGCCCUUUGUACAACUCAACGUUUACCACAUCCUCCCAACUCCAAGAGCACGUGGAGAGGUUUAUGGAGCAUCUGAAAGAAAACCCGCUUCCCUUGGUUGUGAACGGAAAUGCAGCCUUGAUGACACACUUUUUGCUAAAAGUCGCAAUUCAUUCAUGUUUGUAUACCCCCAAUCAUCUAAGCCCGAUUCUAGCAAAACUUCUUGCAUCACUGGAGAAGGGCCGACUUGGCAUAAAGCCAGUCGUUCUCAAUGAUGUUGAUUUCCGGUCCGAAGCCGAUACGAUCGGCUUUCUGCCUUCUCUUCCACCUGUACCGACGCUGCUUAGAGGCCACUUCGGUCGUCCCGUUGGGUCUCCAGAAGAUGACUACACAUGGUCGCUCGAGGCAGCAGUUUCUAUUCUGUGCGGCGAUGGCGAUGAUAUCACGUGGCGGAGUAAGGCCAACCAAACGGAUUAUCUUCGACUGCUUCAAAGCCAGUCCGAGCUAGACGCAGCCGUAUGGGCGGAAAUCACUCUGAGAUGCGUUCAUUGGCCACAAGCUCUGCGACCCUCCGACAUCAACAGGUUUACAGGCCCCUUUCAGUCCAAACUUUCGGAUUACCAUUCUCGAGCGAGCCCAUUGUUGUUUAUUGGUAACACUGCUGAUCCUGUGACUCCUGUGCGAAAUGCUCACAGAAUGUCUUCGCGCCACGAGGGUAGUGUGGUGCUCACCCAAGACAUGCCUGGCCACUGCUCUUCGGAGAUUAGCCCAACCACGUGCGGAUUUACAGCCACGAAAGCUUUCUUCGCAAACGGGACGCUACCAGAGCCUGGGCUGGAUUGCAAACGCACUCGUUGGCCUUGGGAUACAUAAGAAUCGCCACCAUCAAAUGUAGAGGUGAUGGAUCUAUGAAGACCAUGACAUGGACUAUCUGAUUGAAUCAUUUGCCCUGUUUCAGACAUACAAACCGAAAAUAUUUGAUGGCCCUGUAAAAAAGCAAGCACAGCAAGUUGGAUGGAGAAAUGCUCAAGGGUC
This is a messenger RNA of Exophiala mesophila, 2085 nucleotides long. RefSeq lists its product as uncharacterized. NCBI's taxonomy places the organism in Eukaryota, Fungi, Ascomycota, Eurotiomycetes, Chaetothyriales, Herpotrichiellaceae. The transcript has a single exon. The record is from RefSeq and is a predicted model, not a curated record. Bases 94 to 1923 code for a protein of 609 amino acids.